AUGCAGCAAAACAGGAACGACCUCUGCCAGACCAGCAUCCAGUCAAACAACGUUUGCUACAACACUCUGAUCGACUCCUGCGGGAAAGGUCGACGGUGGACCAGCGCAAUUUCACUUUUUCAGGAGAUCAGCAAGAACGGUCUGGUGCCAAAUGAGAUCAGCCGCGGGGCACUUAUCCCUGCCGCACCGCACUGGGCGGCAGCACUGCGCGCCAUACCGGGCUGCGGGCAGGUCAUCUGCAAUGCAGCCAUGAGCCGCUGCGAAGAGGCUGGUCAGUGGAGGGCAGCCUUGCAGCUGGCGUGGGAUCGUGAUGAUCUGGACAUGGUGGGCCUAGGGGCCCUGCUGAGUGCGCUCCGCAGCUCUUGGGUGAAGGCUUCUGCCGCCUUGCGAUAUGGCCGGCAGAUGCAGGCCCUCACGAACACCAUCAGCUACAACAGCCUCAUCCACGCGUGCGAGAGAGGGCGCUGCUGGCUCAGCGCUUUGGCUGCGGCUGCUGGAGCUGCAGCAGCCGGGCUCCGACGUAGCAUUGUGACCUUCACUUCCGCCGCAAAUGCCUGUGAGGGCUGCGGUUGCUGGGAGCUGGCGGGGCAGGUGUUGACUGGCUUGUGCCACCUGAGCCUGCGGUCGAGCUUGAUCAGCUUCAACUCGCAGUUACAAGCCUGUGCAAGGGGAACGUGCUGGCAGCAAGCAUCAUUGCUUUUGAACAGUUGCCGUGCGGACGCAACCAGUGCCGCCACUGUCACCAAGGCCCUGGAGCGAAAAGGUCGCUGGGAGAUCAUGUCCUCGUUGCUGUUCGCUUGGCUCCCGCUGCGACACAUUGUGCCGGACCCAAUCUGCUACAACGGGGCCCUCAGCGCUCUACAGGCAGCCAGCAAGUGGCGUCCGGCCUUGCAGGUACUGGCCUCCAUGCUCGGCGCCCGCACCGCCGUCAGCGAGUCGAGUUUCGGGCCUUGCCUUGAGGGAAGCUGGCUCCGCGCUGCGGCCCUCCUCUCUGUGGCUCGUGCUGCGGAGGUGGUCGUAGAUGCCUUGGCCUUGGCGUUCUCUGCUGCUGCGGUGGAGCAAGCAGCACAGAGCAGGUCCGCUUCGGGGGCGAGGGUGCUCCUUUUCGACAGUCGUCGUUCAGUUUCUCCGCCGCAUUUGACACUCAGCAGAUGGUUCAAACCGUCUGCGUACGGCGAGAAGGGAACAGCGAUGGAGAGAGGAUGA
Symbiodinium natans is the source of this 1206-nucleotide messenger RNA. The record is from the annotation of a GenBank genome assembly. NCBI's taxonomy places the organism in Eukaryota, Dinophyceae, Suessiales, Symbiodiniaceae.